Aplysia californica (California sea hare) is the source of this 2398-nucleotide messenger RNA. Its product is annotated as cyclin-L1. Gene Ontology annotation, biological process: regulation of transcription by RNA polymerase II. The coding region runs from base 36 to 1643 and encodes 535 amino acids. Lineage: Eukaryota; Metazoa; Mollusca; Gastropoda; Aplysiida; Aplysiidae. The transcript is spliced from 9 exons. Gene Ontology annotation, molecular function: cyclin-dependent protein serine/threonine kinase regulator activity. The record is from RefSeq and is a predicted model, not a curated record. Gene Ontology annotation, cellular component: nucleus.
UCAGUGAUGUUGAAGGAGGAACAUUGAGUUUCAGCAUGGCGGAUGGUACACCUACUACAACGACUAUGAAACGUGACUUCAGUCGAGUUUUGAUUACACUUGACAAUGUACUCAUACCUAAUGAUAAAUUGUCAGAAACACCUUCGAUGCAAGAUGGGCUUGACAAAGAAGUGGAAAUCGACCUCAGGAUUUUGGGCUGUGAACUGAUUCAAACUGCGGGAAUCCUGCUCAAGCUGCCUCAGGUGGCUAUGGCAACUGCCCAGGUUGUGUUUCAAAGAUUCUACUUUUCAAAGUCCUUCAUCAAGCAUAAUAUGGAGGUUGUGGCCAUGGCCAGCAUAAUGCUAGCCUCAAAGAUUGAAGAGUGCCCCAAGCGAAACAGAGAUGUGAUCAAUGUCUUUCAUCACGUCAAGCAAGUGAGAAAUAAAAGGAAUAUUCACCCACUAGCUUUAGACCAACAUUACAUUAACCUGAAGAACCAAGUCAUCAAGGCUGAGAGGAGAGUUCUCAAAGAGCUAGGAUUUUGUGUCCAUGUGAAGCAUCCUCACAAGAUCAUUGUGAUGUACCUGGAGGUGCUUGGUAGCACCGGGAAACGGCAGCUGGUCCAGUCCGCUUGGAACUUCAUGAAUGACAGCCUGCGCUCCGAUGUCUUCAUGCGCUUUCAGCCCGAGUCUAUUGCUUGUGCUUGCAUUUACCUGGCUGCACGACAGUGUCAGAUUCCAUUGCCCAACAGCCCCCCUUGGUUCUGGCUCUUCAGAGUGACCGAGGAUGAAAUCCAGCAAAUAUGUUUGUCCAUCCUUCAGCUCUACGCACGUCCUAAGCCCAACUAUGAGAGUCUGGAGAGGACGGUGGAAGAGUUGAAAAAGAAGCAGCAGGCAGCAAAGUCAAAAGCCCGAGGCAUUCUGUCAGAUGUGGACACCCCUAAUUCUUCUUCGCGCCAAAAUUCUCCAAAGGUGAUCAGUCCCAAUCCUACCAGCUUACUGGCCUCCAUAAAGAAGGAGAAGGAAAAAGCAGAUGCAGACAUGGCCAAGCGGUCUGACAACAGCGAGCACGGCAGCAGCAAGUCAGGGCAGGGCAAUGACCACCAAGUCCUGUCUGGCAAAAAGAGGAGUAGAGAUCACAGCGACGGCAGUGAUCGAAGUGGGGCCUCUGGGUCAUCUGGUAGUCACUUGAGCCAUCGUAGCCGCAGUCCAAGGUCUGAUUCUCCAAGCAGCAAGAAGCGAAAACGUUCCCCAGGCAACAGAAAACCAAAAAAGUUGGAAGCGUUUGGCAGGGAGAAGCACAAAAAGAAGUACAGAUCACGCUCAAGGUCUCGCUCCCACUCGCAUUCACCUCGCUCUCCUGUCCGAUCUGCGAAGCUAUCCAAGAAGUCCCGUCGAGACGAGUACAAAGAUGGCCGGGACUACUACAAAGACAACGGAAGAGACUACAAAGAAAAGGACGGCUUCCGGGAGAAGGACUACAAGGACCGCGACUACUACCGGGAGAAGGACCACAAAGACAGGGGAGACUACUACAAGGACAGGGACUACAGAGACCGUAGGUCCUACACCCCAGAGAAGGACCGGCACCGCUCCAGGAAGCACCGUAGCAACGGGCACCGAGACAGCCCUAUACGAGACAAGAUAGAUAAGCAUAGACGUUAACUUGUUUUCUUGUUAGAUGACGGGCAUUGUGUGCAAGAGGUCUUUGUAUGUUAGGAUGACUCCUUACUUUGGAACUUCAGUAUUCAUUUCAGCUAGACUGUGUUGCCUCUCAUUGGAAUUUCUUUUUCUCAUAUGUCUGCUAUUGUUUAGCAGUGAACUGGCAUCAGGUUGCACUUAACUAAUAGGUUCUAGUGUGUAAUGUUUAUGCAUCCUCUAUAUGGACAUAAGUGUUCACUUCUUGUAACAUUCCGACCGGUGAUGUAAAACAUUGAUGGAAUUUUUACCAGAUCUCUAGAAAACAUCCUCAUAAAAGUACUGCCAUGUAUAAUGCAUGUUUGAGAGUUGAAAGAUGGUGGACUGUGUUGUCUGAACCAAAGGAAGUAGGGGGGGGGGGGGAAUUAGACUUAGAAUUAGAAUUAGAAUUUUUUGCUGCUAACAAAAUUUUUUACAAAGCCAAGUGGAGUGGUAUGUGAGUAAGAAGCUCUCGUGAGAGUAGUUACAUAGCGUUGUUUUGUAAGCCAUUGGAAAUAACUGUGAUGUAGGAAGAUUUUGAUAAAUGUACACCAUUAUUUGCAAUACUGACUCAGGACGGUGACAGAAUGUGUACAUGUUGACCAGAUGGCGGAGACGUCUCGUGAUGCAGAAAUAGUUAUGGGUGUGUUUGAAAUUGAAUAGUUGUACUUUCAUGUGUGUGUGUGUGUAUGAUGAUGUAUGUAACCUGUGCAUUUGGGGACAUUAAAGACAUAUGACAUGUA